CACCUAUGCGGCCAAAGACGUACCACAAACUUGUGGCUGAGGCGGUGCUCGCUCCAGCCACAUGUUCGUGGUUUUCCACAAGGGUAUCCACAUCCAGCUAAAAUCCAGCUGAUGCACGGAAGCAUCACCAGCCACGCCACACUUCUGCUGUAAGGCCCUGACCACUCAGGGUUGCCCAUCAUCACAACUGUGUUCCACAACAAUGCUGCCCUUCUUCACUGAAUAUCUGUAUUUCCCCAGACUUGCCAAGUGCAUCAUCACCAAGAGCACCUUGUUUGAGGUGAAUGCACAAUGCCAACAUGUACUGUUCACCCCCAAUGACAAGUUCUUGUAUGGGCAGUCCCCACAGCAAAGGAAGCAUGCUGUGUAUCUGGCAAGAACUCAAGAAGAACAACUAGCCUACCAGUGCAAGCAAACAAAAAAAAAUGUGGAAGCAAUGUCAAGAGAAGAAGAGCAAGUCCCUUCAAUGACUUGAGAUGUGGAAGAAGAAACAGGCACUGGUGCAAGUGGUUGAGGCACUCACAUACUGAUGAGCAGCAUGGGUACAUGGGCAUGUAUGUAGUUACAAGAGAGGGACAGAGGUAUCUAAUGCAAAC
Dacryopinax primogenitus is the source of this 596-nucleotide messenger RNA. RefSeq lists its product as uncharacterized. Lineage: Eukaryota; Fungi; Basidiomycota; Dacrymycetes; Dacrymycetales; Dacrymycetaceae. The record is from RefSeq and is a predicted model, not a curated record. The transcript is spliced from 2 exons. Bases 203 to 475 code for a protein of 90 amino acids.